AGGGACAACUCGAAUUCCGUUUGGAGGCAUCUUUGAGCUCGUGGAGUAGACAUCAUGAGCAAAGCUCACCCUCCCGAGUUGAAGAAAUUUAUGGACAAGAAGUUAUCACUGAAAUUAAAUGGUGACAGACAUGUCCAAGGAAUAUUAAGGGGAUUUGAUCUCUUUAUGAAUCUUGUGAUAGAUGAAUGUGUGGAGAUAGCAACUAGUGGGCAACAGAACAAUACUGGAAUGGUAGUAAUACGAAGAAAUAGUACCAUCAUUUUAGAAACCUUGGAACAGUUAUGA
Kogia breviceps (pygmy sperm whale) is the source of this 285-nucleotide messenger RNA. NCBI's taxonomy places the organism in Eukaryota, Metazoa, Chordata, Mammalia, Artiodactyla, Physeteridae. The record is from RefSeq and is a predicted model, not a curated record.